AUGCUUGAUCUAAGCUAGAAUUAAAUUAGUGAUAAUAGUGCAUCAGGCUUAGUUUCUGACUUAGGAAAUUGCAAAAAGAUCUCAACUUUGACACUUAAUCUAAGGUAUAAAAUCGGUUAUGAAGGUAAAUCAGGCUUAGGCUCUGGUUUAGGAAAGUGGACUAAUCUCUCAAAUUUGACACUUUAUCUAUAGGAGAAUAAAAUUGGUGAUGCAGGUGCAUUAGGCUUAGGAUAGGAAAGUUCAGUAAUCUCUCAUAUUUGGCACUUGAUCUAAACGAAAUCAUUAUCUAAUCAAAAUAAUUCAAAACAAAGUGCCUCAAAUCAAAAAAUUUAGUAGUCUUAAAAGCGUAGUGAUACAAAUUGUGAAAAAACUAGGAAAAUUUAUAAAAAUAUUUGA
Molecule: messenger RNA, 396 nt
Organism: Tetrahymena thermophila SB210
Lineage: Eukaryota; Ciliophora; Oligohymenophorea; Hymenostomatida; Tetrahymenidae
Exons: 5
Source: RefSeq, a predicted model, not a curated record